Molecule: messenger RNA, 1818 nt
Organism: Prunus avium (sweet cherry)
Lineage: Eukaryota; Viridiplantae; Streptophyta; Magnoliopsida; Rosales; Rosaceae
Product: F-box protein At5g03970-like
Molecular function (GO): protein binding
Source: RefSeq, a predicted model, not a curated record
ACUGCUCUCUCACUCUAUAGACUUUUCAGUUCUAAGUCCUCUCUCUCACUCUGUUGCGUUGAACGCUGCGUUCGAUCACCGGCUUGCUUGACUCUCAGGUCUUCGAAGUGGUGGUGAAUUCUGAGGAUUAUAUACCAUGGAUAAUGAUAAAGAUGUGGGCUGUGACUCUGACUCGUCUUAUGUCGUUGUGAGCGAUAACAAUUCUGUGGGUAGUGAUUCUGAAAAUUAUGUAAUUUUGGGUGGUGAAAGUUAUGUGGCUACUGCUUCUGUAGAAAAUCUAUGUGAUGUAACCAAGCAACAGUUGAAGAUUGUGGAUACUGACAUUUCUGUGGGUACGGAUUCUGAAGAAGAUCUAUCUGAUGAAAGCAAACAACAGUUGAAGAAUGUAGAUAAAGACAGUUAUAUGGAUACUGAUUCUGAAGGAUAUCUAUAUGGCUGUUAUUUGGGUUCUGAUUAUGAAGAAGAUAUAUUUGAUGAAAGUGAACCACAGAUGAAGAAUGUGGAUAAUGACAGUUAUUUGGGCACUGAUUCUGAAGAAGAUCUAUCUGAUGGAAGCGGAGAAGUGUUGAAGAUUGAGGAUAGUAGCAAUUAUGUGGGUACCGUAGUCCCUGUGCCUCGGUUGAGGAUAAAAUGUUAUUCUUCCAAGUUUCACACAUAUUCAUAUAAAAGAAUUGGUCAUAUAGAUGAUUGUCCUGAAGACAGAAAGCAUAUUAAGAAAAUGAACAUCAAUGAUGCUGCAAUGGAGUAUGUUCUUCCUUUCCUCCCUGCCAAAAUACUUUGCAGGUUGAGAACUGUUAGCAAACAAUGGGAUCAGUGGAUUGGUAGUGCUUUCUUCAGUCACAAGCAAACUUACUACUUCAGGGACAUCUCUGGUCUAUUUUGUCAACUCUCUGGUGAUUAUCCUUUCUUCAUCUCGCUUGAUCGUGAUGCUUAUGGCGUUCCCAGUUCUUCCCUCACGUUCUUGCCUAAACCAGUUACUGUAAGAACCACUUGCAAAGGUCUGCUAUGCUGCCAAACCUGCGAUGGAGAAGAUACCUACUAUAUCUGCAACCCUCUGAACAAGCAAUGGAAAGAGCUUCCCAAGCCAGGCUACUAUCAUGGGCCUGAAUCUUUCCUGGCACUAGCCUUUGAGCCUUCUGUGCUUGAUUUUGAAGCAAAAUUUGAACUUGUCUGUGCCUUCUCUGUACCUGGUCAUAUGGGUGUCUAUUUUGAUAUAUUUUCUUCAAGGUCCAACUCUUGGGAACUGUCUGACGCAGUAUGCGAUGAGCUCAAUGCUUUGGAGCUGAGUGGGAAUGGGCUCUUUUUGAAGGGUGUGGUCUUUUGGGAAACAUCAACUGGGCACAUUCUGGCUUUUGAUUUGAAGGAGAAGCAAUAUGGUAUGAUGCUACUCCCUCUCGGCAGUGGACCACAAGGUGUUAUGACAGAGAUGAAUGGGGAGCUGUGCUACAUUCUGCCUUGUGAAGAUGAUGAUGGUCAGUACACCUUGGAAAUCUAUGGCGAUAUGUGCAUGAACCUGAAGCGCAGGAUCCAUCUUGUCAGUGAGGUUUUCAACCAUGUUACUAAAGGGUUGAGGGCUUUGGCUUGUGUGAAUGAUGAUGUGGUGGUAAUUCUUCUUGGAGGGUACCUGAUUGCUUAUCAUGUGAAAGCAGGGGAGAUUGAAACACUAACAACUGGCAGGACCAAUGCUGGAUAUGGAAGGUUUCUUCCAUACGUGAACAGCCUUGUGGCGAUUUAGUUGGCCUCUCUUCUCAAUGUUGCUUGCUGCUGUCCUAUACUGCCAUUUGUGCAAAACCAUGAAGAAAGAAGGCAUUUGGUAGU